Molecule: messenger RNA, 3855 nt
Organism: Aspergillus candidus
Lineage: Eukaryota; Fungi; Ascomycota; Eurotiomycetes; Eurotiales; Aspergillaceae
Product: putative nuclear migration protein
Exons: 2
Coding region: 1-3855 (1284 amino acids)
Biological process (GO): microtubule cytoskeleton organization; maintenance of protein location in cell cortex; establishment of mitochondrion localization
Cellular component (GO): mitochondrion; cell cortex
Molecular function (GO): phospholipid binding; tubulin binding
Source: RefSeq, a predicted model, not a curated record
AUGGCCACAGACGCGGUUCCCCAGAGCCCUCCCACGAGGGCAAUUCCUACACCCUCAACCACUCCCCCGACAGACCACCCCGCACAGACUCGAAGAGGCUCGUCUGCGGGUUACUCCUCCUCAAAUUUCUCUCUUCGGACUGAGAACGCCUCCCCUGACCGCCCCAGUGACUACGAAGAUAUCAUGGAUGAGGACACGAUAUCGCCGCUGGAUCCUCGGAGGUUCACACCCACACUGCAUGCGUCGCUAGUCUCGGAGAUCCUCGCCCUGCGACGGGACGUGGAAGGCAAAACUAAAGCUAUUGAUGUACUGGAACGAUCCUUGGAUGACUCGCGGAUCGAGAAUGACGACCUCAGCGAUCGAUUGGCCAAGAGCACCCGGGAGACCCGGUCGCUGAAGCAUCAGCUUAACUUACUGGAGGGCGGAUCGUCCUCCGCUCUCACGGAGCUGGCCAAGGAGCGUGAUACGGCGCUCGAUAACAUUGGCGACGUUCGCAAAAAAUUAGACCAGGCCCAGAAGAAGGCACGCGGUCGAGAUGAAGAACUCGAGCGGUCCUUGAAGCUCUGGGACCGCGAGAGGGAGUCGUGGGAGACGGAUCGCCGGGCCCUGGAGCGCAAAGUCCAUGUUGUCGAAGGUCGUCUCAAGGUUGUCCUGAAUGAAGUGGCGGCAGCACAAGCCGCUGGCUCGUUCCGCUCUACGGCUGCAACGAAUGCAGACGAGGCCGCGUCGGCCAAGGAAGAGGCCCUUGGAAAGGACAGCGAUUCCGCGAGUAUCCUUUCCAGCAGUCAAGGUCCACGCCGGACUAGCGUCACCAGUGUGAGCUCCAACGAGGACGACUACCGGGACUUCCACAACGUCCGGUACUCUGUUGCCAGCCUGGCAAACAUCCCGUCGGGCAAGUCGGAUGGGAUGAAUCUCGCGGACGAAUUGGCGUUUGACGAGGAAGACGAAUUCGAUCUAGCGGACGAUGAUAUGGCCCCAGAUUCCCCCGAGGCGCUCCCAGAAGAGCGUCCUGCGUCAGUCCACUCUCAAAUAUCCCAGACGAUGGGAAUGGGGGCCAAGGCACGGAGAAUCCUCGGCCUCUCACUGGAAAGCGGAGUGGACGGUCAAGGAAUCAAGGUGGACGGUGUCUCCGAGUUAGAUACAUCCGUGAAGGUCUCGACAAAGGCUGUGUAUCAAGACACGGGUAUCCAGUAUUCCCCGCCGCCGUCUCCAAUGUCACCAGAAUUUGAAUACCCGUUGUCCCAAAAUGACAGGGAUGUCUCGGGUCAGACGAAGGACAGCGGCACAUCGACAGACUCAGCUGACAUGGUGUCGACGUCGUGCCAGACCGUUGGCGAUAUCCCAACUCCUCCACGUACACCCAAGCUCGAUGAAUUACUUCCCCAACCUUCCGCUCCCAAGCGGGCGAUCACGGUGUCUACGGCAGUCCAGACAGAGCAGGAACUUGCCGCAGAGCCGGAGAAACCCAGCCCCGCCCUGCAGGGUGCGGGUUCAGACAGUCUUCAAAUUCCGAUGAUUGCAAUCCACCCGCCUCAUUCAGAGCCUCCUUCACCACGUGGAAGCGUGGUCCUCCCGCCACAAACCAAGAGUGUCUCCUGUCAGGCCAACUUUGGGCCCAUGGUGAGUUAUCAGACAGUGGGAAUGCAGACGGAGCCUAUUCGCAUCGACCAGCGGCCUGUCAAGCUACCAGCAAGCUUGCUCCCCUCAGCCAUACCGGACUUCCCACCGAGCAAGAACGAUCGCGAUCCGCCCAUUCAGCCGUAUCGGGCUCCUCCCCCGAGGACCAGACCUCCCAGCGAUGUGCAGCCCCCGCCGCUGCCACCGAAAGCUCCGUCACGGAGUAAGCCGCCCGGCCGUGUGCAAGCCUACCCUGGCAACAACGACAACGGGCCCCUGUCCGAGGAAUCCAAGACAGGGAUGAGGCGACCGCUCCGAUCGAGCAGUUUGUUCGCCGGAUUUGAAGAGUCGAGCGAUGAGGGUUCUCCCGAAAGCACGAGGGAUAUCUUUACCGACGACGCUUUCCUUAACCGGCCAACGGCCACUUAUAAACUCAGACGAGGGAAAUUGGUUUCCACCGAAGAACGUUCAACUCUAGACGACCCCGUCUUGCCCGAAGUGGUUGAAGAUGAACAUCUGCUCGAUCCAGAUUCUCAGCUCUUCCAUGCCUCGGGUUCCAGUGUGAGGGAUGUGGAUGGUACCUCCCGACAACGUACCGGGACAGUGGCCUCGGGGGGUCGGCAACAGGACAUUCGCAGAGCGGCCAUGAUCUCCAACGGGGCGUCUGCCCAUCAGAAGAUACGGGCCCGAAGUCCGAGUGAACCGACCUUUGACAGCGCCAGCGCCAGUGGUGCGUCGAACAUUCCGCCUCCCUUCCCGGUUCCGAUCCGAUUGAGCUCCAGGAAAUUCCCUGCUGAAGGAAGCGAUGGUCGACAAAGUCCGACUCCUUCAAACCCCCGAAACUUCUCUGACCGCGGGCGAGCACCCGCUGCCCGCCGACCAAUCCUGCGACGAGUGCGGUCUGCAGCUGCCAUGUCCCAGACGGAUCACACCGAACGACCGAGCAGCCGAUCCUCCCCCGCCAUGUCCGUCUCGUCACAAGCUCCUGAGAGUCCUCGAUACCCACCUCUCCCGUACGACGAUGUCACAGCGCACCAGGGCAAGUAUGGGGGCCGUCGCCGGUCGGUCCGCCGUGCGGCGCCGCACACGUUGGCCCACGAACGAGAGGAUUCGGCGGCGACGUCGGUCCAGCCAACCAGCGUGGUCGACGCGAUAGCUCAGACCAUGGUCGGAGAAUGGAUGUUCAAGUACGUCCGGCGACGCAGAUCAUUCGGCGUAGUCGGCGAGUCCAAGGACUCCUGGGAGGGUCGAAACGCGGACGAGGUGUCUGCGAGCAUCACCAACAGCGGCGUGCGGCACAAACGAUGGGUCUGGCUCGCUCCGUAUGAGCGAGCCGUGAUGUGGAGCAGCAAGCAACCAACAAGUGGGCCGGCGCUGCUCGGGAAAACUGGUAGAAAGUUGAUAAUCCAGUCCGUUCUCGACGUCAAGGAUGACAACCCGUUGCCCAAGGGGACCAACGCGCAAAAUCAAUUCAACCGAUCCAUCCUCAUUCUGACACCACAACGCGCACUCAAAUUCACGGCCAUGAGCAUCGAACGGCACUACGUGUGGCUGACAGCCCUCUCCUUCCUAAGCCACUCCACAAUGGGCGUGCAAGACCUCGCGUCUCUACCCCCCGCCCCACAAGAGGAAUUCUCGUCACCGGUGCCCGCCCCAGCCCUCCGCCGGAACCCAAUCCGCGACUCCAUCAAGAUCGCCAAAGGCCGGCCUCGCCCGGGGCCCAAACCAAAGUUGUCCUUCAACCAGCCAGAGCCGGUCCCCGAGCUGCCCCUAGAGCUGGAAACCGCCGACUCAAUAGACGGAGCAGCCGACCCGCCCACAGUGCCUCGCUUCUCGAACCACGCCCGCAAGCGCAGCAAUCCCACCACGCGAAUGCCCGUCCUCCGCAACUUCUCCAGCCAAGCCACAAUGCCCUCGAUCGCGUCCACGCGAGGCUCCUCAGAGGCACAUACCCCGUCGCAGGGACCGGGUGUGAACAGCGGCCGGAGCAGCCUCAGCCACCGCACGUCAGAAGCCAGCACCGGCACAGGGAACUUCUUCGACGCGGUAGGCACCGUCCGCAUGGAAGCCUUCAUCGAUCAGACGGAGUCGAACCGCAACCGCGUGCCCGGUCGACGCAAGCGCAAGACGUCGAGUCCGUGGAGCGCGGGGAGCCCGGCUCAUCUGGACCUUGAUAUCCCGGCCCCUAUUCCGGCCUUGACUACCGAGGAUGAUGAUCUGUUCCGUGGGUUUUAA